Molecule: messenger RNA, 929 nt
Organism: Hibiscus syriacus
Lineage: Eukaryota; Viridiplantae; Streptophyta; Magnoliopsida; Malvales; Malvaceae
Product: N-alpha-acetyltransferase 40-like
Exons: 9
Coding region: 96-806 (236 amino acids)
Cellular component (GO): nucleus
Molecular function (GO): histone H2A acetyltransferase activity; protein N-terminal-serine acetyltransferase activity; histone H4 acetyltransferase activity
Source: RefSeq, a predicted model, not a curated record
GGAUUGGAUGCCAUUGUCCAUUUCAGAAGUGUUGGGCGUGCCGCACCCCAUCUCUUUUAAUUUUUUGUUUGGCACAUCAUCAGCAAUAGGCAGACAUGGAGUCAAGCACAGCGAGUGAGAAAAAGAAGCUGAAACGCAGAGAGAUACUAGAGAAAAAGAAAGCGAUAGACCAACUCCUCAAAGCUGCUUCUGCCCAAAUUGACCAUCUUGCUUCUUUCCCUUCCUUCCGCUGUUUCAACAGAAAUGGCCUUUGUUUACACUUGGAAUCGGGGCAUGGAGAUAAGCUAUCCCAUUGUACGAAACAAUACAUUCAAAACCUCUUGAAGGUAAAUAUGGAGGGUCCGUAUGGAUCGGAGUGGGCAAUCGAAGAGAAGGUGAAACGGAAAGAAAUGGUUGCUCCAGAAGCACGCUAUAUAUUUGUACUCAGCAAUCCCAAUGAUAUGAUGGACAGUGCCCCCACUCCCUUGCUUGGUUUCCUACAUUACCGCUUCACUCUGGAGGAAGAAAUGCCUGUUCUUUAUUUAUACGAAUUGCAGCUGGAUUCCUCUGUCCAAGGGAAAGGGCUCGGAAAAUUCUUAAUGGAAUUAGUUGAGCUAAUUGCUCAGGAGAAUCGGAUGAGUGCCGUGGUGUUAACUGUUCAAAAAUCAAACUUGUCGGCCAUGAAGUUCUAUAUAAGCAAGCUAAGAUAUGUGGUAUCAAGUAUUUCGCCAUCUAGAGUCAAUCAAUUCGCUGGAGUAGAAAACAACUACGAAAUUCUUUGCAAAACAUUUGAUCAUGAAGCUAAAGCUGUAUUGGAGGCUUGCUAGGAGGGUAGGGUUUAUGGCUGCUUUUUCGGAUUUGAAUUUUGAAGACUAACAGGGAAAAUUGAAUGAGAAGAAGCAAAUUGUCGGGUUGCAUCUCAUAGGGAGUAAGGACGAUUCUCCCAAUCU